Rotaria sp. Silwood1 is the source of this 6729-nucleotide messenger RNA. The record is from the annotation of a GenBank genome assembly. Lineage: Eukaryota; Metazoa; Rotifera; Eurotatoria; Philodinida; Philodinidae.
AUGGCUCGAGCAACUCGACGAUCACGUUUUGGUUUACCAGACGUAUUUUUGCAAGAGCAGAAACAACGAGAGGAUGAGUUAACAGCUGAAACGGUCAAAAAUGGUUUUACAUUUAAGCCUGUUGAUGGACUUUUGGAACAUGAAGGCUUCAAAGGUCAAGAAUUUUUUAAGAAUGCCGAUGAAGGUAUUCUGGAUUUUUUUAAAAUUAUUUUACUCAAAAAAGAAGAAAAUCAUACAAUGAAUGAUAGUACUAAACGAAAACCGCCGACAAUCAAUAAAGCACAUUUUUGGCCAUUAAUGGGUCCACGAACAGCUAAACCUUUUGAACAGUGGCUAUCAUUAUUAGCAUCAACAGAAUCACUUGGAAAAUUAGCUAAACAAGUACCAAUUAUUCUUAAAAAAGAAGAUGUUUUUCAACAUUUAUAUGAACAUAAUGUUUCACUUGUACGUGCUUGUUGGUAUAUUAAAAUGUUGGCAUUGUAUCAUAGUGCAAAUAAUGAUUCAAAACAAAAAAAACGACAUGUUGCAACUGAUCCAUGUACUGAAUGGACAAGAAUAACAAUUGAAAUUUUAAAAGAAGUAUUUGAUCGUUUAAUAAAAGAAAAUCUUCAAAGUCAACGUACAACUCCCAUACCUGAAAUCUCUACAAAUCAUUUACCUGAAAUAACAAAUGAACAACAUAAUAUAUCAUUAAAUUCAGGUUCAAUUACACCACAAUAUGCUCCUUCAACUCCUCAAUUACAUCAUUCAUUAUCAUCAACAAAUGCUCCAACAGAUAAAACACGUCGACAAUGGGAUUAUUAUAAUCGUUUAUUACGUAUAUUAUUUGAUCAAGGUUUACUCGAUCGUCAAACAAUAGUUGAAUGGAUUGUUGAUGCAUUUAUUGAUCGUAUUAAACAUAAUGAUGACAUAAAUCUUCGUUAUUUAAUUCCAAUUGUAUUUCAAUUUAGUAGUGAAAUAUUAGAAUAUGAAAUAUUUUCACGUAAAAUAGCUUAUUAUUGUUGUAAACGUCUUGGUCAAUAUCAUACAGAUAUAAAUCAACCAAUUAAUUUUAAUAAUUCAUUAUCAUGUCCACAACAUCGUAUUAUAAUUUAUUCAUUAUCAGCUAUAAUACAAUGUAUUACAUUACGUUGUCCAUCAGCUUUACUUUAUAAUAAUCCAAUAGAUGAUCCACAAAAAUCAGAUACAUUAUUAUUAAAUUAUGGUUCACCAUUAGAUUUUUUACCAUGUUCACCAUCACAACUUCCAUUACCAAAUGGUAUUGAUCAACAAUUAAUAAAACAAAUGUUAAUACAAUCAGAAGAUGAAAUACGUUUACGUAGUCAUGCUAUUGAACAUAAAUGGUCAACAGAAAAAUUACAACAAAGUAUAUCAGGUCAAACAAUAUCACGUAUAUUAUCUGUACUUGAAAUACUUGAUGAAUUUAAAGAAGAAAAAUAUUUAUUAGAUAAUGUUUAUAAUAAAAUUUAUACACAAACAUUUAAAUUUGAACCAUUAACAAAUGAUAUUGAAAUUGAAGUUAUACAUUUAAUGUGUGAUUGGGCUAUAACAACACGUCGACAUGGUGUUUAUCGUUCAUUUUUUAUAGCACGUUUACUUGAACGACGACAAAAUGAAUUAAAAAUAAAUCGUUUACAAGAAAUAAAUGAUACAAUUGAUGAUAAAGAUGUUAAUACAACAAUAAAUAAUCAAAUAAAUCCAUUUCAAACAGCAUUAAUGGAAUAUUUAUUAAAAAAAGCUCCAUUUUUGGAUGAUACAUCUAUUAAUGAUUCGGAUUUAACACAAUCAUUUUCAUCAUUAGUUAUGCUUUUUUCAGAAUUUAUACGUUUAAAUUUAUUUUCACCAAUGCAAUUUAUGUGUAAUCUUGUUGCACAUGGUCUUGUAUUAAUAAAUAAUGAUAAUCAUGAAAAUAAUCAUAAUAAUAAUAAUAAUAAUAAUAAUAAUAAUUCUCAUAUGAUAACAAAUCAUAAUUUAUAUAAACAACAUGUAUAUAAUACAAUGAUAAGACAUGAUACAUGUAAUAUUGAUUCUAAUUUUGAUCGACGUCAAACAAAUACAUUAAUCGAUCUUGAUCCAUUAGAAACAAUGAAUUCGGCAUCACCAACAACAACACCAAAAAAUUAUCUAAGACAAACAUCGAAAAUUGAAUUAAAUAGAAAUUCUCAUCAAUUAAAUGAAGAUUUUAAUAAUCAACAAAGAAAUCGAAAACGUUGUUUAUUUUAUCUAGAACAAUUUCCAUAUCCACUUGAUGAAGAUUUUCGAGAUGAUUUUAAUCAAAGAAAAAUUAUUUUAUUUGGUAUUACACCUAAACGUGAUGAAGCUAAACGUCAAUUGAAAACAAAUGUACGUUUAUUAAGUUCAUUAUUUAAAUUACGUAAUUGUCUUGAAACAACAACUGAAAGUCCUCCAUUUACACGUUCAACUCCCUAUGCACAUUAUUUACAAAUACGUCGAUCAAUAUUAUCAUUAUCAUAUCAUGAUCAAUAUUAUGUAACAAAUCGUGUUAGUAAAUUAUUAAUUGAACGUUUAACAAAUUUUAUUGAACGUCGUACAAGUCGUUUACCAUGGCUUGAUGAUGUUGCUUUCUUAUUUGAAUUAAUGGAAAAAUCUUUAAAUUUAUAUGGUUUAAUGCAAACAUGUGUUGAUAUAUUACGUCUAUUUAGUCGUAUUGAAUCAAUGGGUUCAUUAAAAUCAAGUCCAGGAAUGUAUAGUUAUCGUUUUGAACUUUAUUUAGAAAUAACAUCAAUAUUUCGUUUUUAUACACCUGUUUUAAUAUUAACACCAAAUAAUAUGAUACAAGUAUUUGAAAAUUUAAUACAAAUAACUCAACAUAUUCAAGAUCCUGUACGAACAACAUCAGUUGAACGUGCAUUACUUAUGCUUAUGCAUGAUUCAUAUUUUUCAUGUCCUUAUAUAAAGAGUAAAUAUAUGGAUCGUGUAACACAAAUAAUAGCAUUAAUUAAAAAAGAAUUAUAUACUCAAAGUUCACAAAAUAAUAAACAAGAUUUAGCAAGUACAAAUUGUCAAUGGGAUUCACAAGCAUUUCUUAGUAUUAUUGAAGAACCAAGAAAAGCAUUAACAGAAUUUCAAGUUGAACGAGAAAAAAUUCAUCAUACAAAACAACUUGAUGAAAGUCCACAAGCACGAGCUAGUUUUGUUAUUAAUACAUUAUUUGCAGUAGCUAAAGCAAAAUCAUUAACUUAUAUACAUGAUAUUGCACAUUUGGCAACUGAAUUAACAUGUCAAGUUUCCUCACUUGGUUCUAUUUGGUUAUUAGCUAUUAAAACUUUAAGUACUUCUGCUCCAUCAAAUCGUUCAGCAAAUACACCAAAUCAUCCAAAUGUUUUUGAUGAAUUACGUCGUAUUGAUCCAAAUGAUUUAUGUAUUCAUGAUAAUUUAUCAGUAUUUAUAUCAAUAUUAAUAGCUCGUCAUGCAUUAUCAAUAAAUGAUUAUAUUAUUGUUAGUGUUCAAUCAAUAAUUGCUUCAACACCCAAAGAACGUCUUGAUCCAUUAGCCUCACGUUCAAAUCCAUCAUUAUCACGUGUACGUGGUUCAGGUGGUGAAGAAGCUAAUGAACCAGGUACAAGAUUUACAUGUGAUGUUAUUGAACAUCUUUUUUGUGCUAAUCAUAUACCAUGGUCAAUGAUGAUUGCAUCACGUGAACGUCGUUUAUUAGCAUCAAAUUAUCGUUUAGUUGCAUUUGGUGCAUUUUUAUGUGUAUUAAAAUCAUUAUUAAUAAUAAGUCAAUCAUGUUUUAAAGAUUGUAAAAUAUAUUAUGAUUUAUGUCGUGAAAUAACACAACGACAUAAAGAUAAUGAUCGUCAUGAAAAUGCAUUAAAUAUGGAUGUUAAUAAUCAAGCUGAAAAAGAAUUUCGUCCAUAUCGUGAACCAAUACCAGAAGAAUUAGUUGAUUUAUCAAUGCGUGUUUUAAAAAUAUGUUGUGAUCAAGAUUGGAUACAAGAACGUUGUUUAAAAGAAUCUGAUACAUUAUGUAAUCAAACAAAUUUAUGUGAUAAAUUAUUAGAUGAUGGACAAGCACAACAAUUACUUCGUUUUAUAUGUUAUAAAUCAACAUCAGAAUUAACAAAAGUAUCAUUUGAUAAAGGACCUAAACCAAUAAUAUCAUCAUUAUUACAAAAUCUUAAUCAAUGGACAUUACGUGCAACAAUAUUAGAAUUAAAAUUAAUGAUUAAAAUUCUUGAAUAUAAUGUACCAUCACCAAGACCACAAGAUGCAAAUUUUAAUAUAUCAUUAGCAUUAAAAACACAUGAACAUAAUACACAACAUUUAUUACAAUCAAUAGCAAGUGCAACUAUUGAAUUAUUUCAACAUCAAACUGAAGGUCGAUAUGGAAGUUCAUCAUCAUUAACACUAAUUAAUGAACAAUAUGAUAGAAAAGGAAUUUGGUUAAUUGCACCAUUAAUAUCACGUUUACCAGAUAAUGUACAAAGUAGAAUAUUACAAAUAGCUGGAGGUGUACUUGAAAAUGGUAAUUCAAUGUUAAAUUCUUCGAAAAGUAAAAAUGAUAAAGAAAAUCAAGUUUUACGAAGCAUAUCAUUAUUAAGUCAUCAACCAUUUUUAUCUCUUGUUUUAUCAUGUUUAAAAGAUCAAGAUGAUCAACGUACAGGGUUACUUGAUUCAUUACGUGGACAACUUGAACAAUUAUAUAAACAAGAAUGUGAACAUUGUUCACCACCUGGUAAAAGUCUUUCAAAUAUAUCAUUAACAGUCAAACCAACAGGUAGUAACAGUGGUAUGGGUAAUGGAGAAUCAUAUCCAGAUUGUCGUUGCAAUUGUCACAAAACAGAUUGGCAAAUCUAUUCGAAUAAUUUGGCACCUAUUGUUCAAGAUGAUCCAAAUAUGAAAAUAAUUAUUUUUGAAUCACUUCAACUUCGACUUAGUCUUAUUGGUGGAAUGUUUGAUACUAUUGUGCGUAAUAAUAAUUCUGCAACAGAAUGGAUUUCGGUUUUUUCUCAAUUAAUUGCAUCAGGUGUUAUUGAUACAAAAAAUAAUUCACCUUUAUUAAAUACUGUACUUGAUAUGCUUGGUGUUCUUGUACAUGGAAUAGUACCAGCUGAAGGACCUAUUGAAGCAAGUCGAAUUUAUAUGACAUUAGUACGAAAAAUUCGUAAAGAUAUUGGUGAAAGACGUUCAGAAGCGUUAGAUGAAGUUAAAAGAUUUUUACCAUUACAAAAAUUAUCAUUUGAUAUAUAUGUUGUUGAACCAUUUGAUGGUGUUAAUAAUCGAAUGUUAAAUCCUGAAAUGAAAAAACAUGGAUUACAAGUUGCACGAAAAGAAAAAAUUAAUAGUUGGGAAAUGAUUGAAGGUUCAAAAUCAGCAACAUCAAUUUGUUAUUCAUGGUUUUGUGCAAAAAAAACUGAACGUAAACGUUUAAGAUAUGAAGAACAAUAUCGUUUAUUACUUCGUCAUAAACAUAAUCUAUUUGAUAAAAGUCUUACUUACUUUCGAGAUCCACCAGCUAUACCACCUGAAGCUCCUGAGCAUCCAGAAUUAGAAAUUGUUGGAGAAAAUCGACCAUCACUUCAUAGUCAAAUGUCAACAGGUCCAGGUUCAUAUGUUUCUAUGUCGCCUAUACCUGGUGCUCAUAUGCCUCCACAUACAUCAGGUAUGCCUAAACCAAUGCUACCAACAAUGGUUGAUAUGCCUGUUAAACAACCAUCACCUCAUAUGGGUGUACCAGCUCCUCGUUCAACACCUGAACGUAAAAUACGUGGUCAUCCACCAGCAACUUCUGCUGGUCCAACAAAGCGUACACCACGUAUGCCACGUAGUGGAUCAACACGUGCUGCUUCAAUUCAAGCACAAGCUCCAACCGCACCAACUAUUUACUCAACACAACCAACAUCAUCACCACAUUCAAUAUAUCCACAAACAAGUUAUCCUCCAUGGACACAAACUGUAUCUGGUUCUCAACCACCAAUGAUACCGAAUUAUCCAAAUGCAUCACAAAUGAAACCACAACAUAUUAUACAAAAUGUUCGAACUUCUGGUGUUGUUCCUGGUCGUCCAAAUGUACAAUAUUCAAAUCAAACAAUACAACAACCACCAACAUCACAACAACAACAACAACAACAACAACAGCAAGGACAAUCAUCACAAAUGCCACUUGGAUAUAUGACUGAUCAAACACCAAUCAUGGUUUCAUCAACAGGUGCUAGUGCAAUGCCUCCAAAUGCAAAUCGACAAACAAGUAAUUCUGCAGUUAAAAGAAAAUUAGGUGACACAACUAUGUAUACGAAUGAACAAACUCAAUAUGCAACAACAGCUAAAAUAACAAUUCAACCAACAGUUGCUUCAAUGCCACAAUAUCAACAAAAUCCAGUAAUGAUGCCACAAAAUACUUAUUUACAACAAGGACAAUCACAACAAGCAUCUCAUUCACAAAUGUACGCUCAAGGACAAAUGUCUUCUGGUCCUUAUAUGAAUAAUCCAAUGCUUGGAAAUCCAGCAAAUAUGAUGCCACAACAAACAUCUGUUUAUCCAAAUAUGAUAAGUAAUCAACAACAAAAUGUUUAUAAUUCAACAGCUGGUAAUCCAACUCUAAAUCGAACACCAAAUCAAACACCAAUGUCAAUAUCUAAUCAACAAUGGUCAAACAAUCAAACAAUGAAUGUUAACAGACAACCACAAAAUGCAUAUAAUCAAAUGAUGCCAUCUGAUCCACAACAACAUUAUGUUCAACAACAACAACAACAACAUUAUCAAUAA